UAUAUAUCGAAUUGCUGUUAAGCGUUUGCCCAAAUAUUAACGUACAUUGUCUUUAAAAAGAUAUUUUACAAGGAAUAACGAGAAAUAUGAGUGAUUCAAUAAUAGAAAUCUUUAAUUCUUUUCAGACUUACUUAGUCGACGAAGAAGAAUUGCGUGAGGAAAUCCGUGCUAUUGUAAGAGAACUUGAAAAGAACUCCAGCGACAUAUCAAUGAUAUUGCAGAACAUACAUAUUGAAGAUAACUUUAAAGAAAGCUUAAUUAUACAUGAUUAUUGUAUGUCAUCAAGGGAAUUGCUUGGACAAGUACGUAAGAACUAUGAAAGACUUGCAGAUGUCGUGCCACAAAACCAGUAUUACAAAUAUCAUGAUCAAUGGCGUUCUGUCACACAAAAAUUAUGUUUCUUAGCAUCUUUGAUAGUAUAUUUAGAAAUUAAAAUUCUACUUAAUAAGAACACUGCUGCAGAUAUGUUAGGAGUUAAAAGAGAUAAAGAGAAUGGUUUCCAUUUGGACUUAGAAGACUACCUAAUGGGACUAUUACAAUUGUGUGCAGAAUUGAGUCGUUUUGCUGUAAAUAGUGUCACUAGUGGUGAUUAUAAUCGACCCAUAGAAAUAGCACGAUUUAUGCAUGAUCUAAGUGCAGGCUUUAAACUCUUAAAUUUGAAAAAUGAUUCUCUAAGAAAACGUUUUGAUGGCUUAAAAUAUGCGAUUAAAAAGGUAGAAGAAGUAGUUUAUGAUCUCAGUAUACGAGGUUUGAAACCACGUUUAUCUAUUGAAGAUACAAAGUAAUUAUUUUUAAAAAAUAUUUUCUGUAACAUGCUGUCAUACAUAAUAAAUUACUGGAGCAGCUA
Molecule: messenger RNA, 847 nt
Organism: Bombus pyrosoma
Lineage: Eukaryota; Metazoa; Arthropoda; Insecta; Hymenoptera; Apidae
Gene: trsn
Product: translin
Exons: 5
Coding region: 87-785 (232 amino acids)
Biological process (GO): RNA metabolic process
Cellular component (GO): nucleus; cytoplasm
Molecular function (GO): single-stranded DNA binding; RNA binding; sequence-specific DNA binding
Source: RefSeq, a predicted model, not a curated record